AUGUACUAUUUGACGUCACGAGGCAAGCCCUCUCUCCGCGCAUACCUAACGACUUUCCUGGUGUUUUCGACGAUAUUCGUGCUCCUCGGAUGCGCAAUCACAGCCUACAUACUCUUCUACUGGUCGUAUAUCCCACGCAUCGGCUUCGAGCGAACCAUCCACCUCCAAUUCGAUAAUGUCUACAAACAUGCCACUGCCAAGAGAGCAGAACACCCUUAUCCCUAUGGAAGCGUGAAUCUAGCUCCAGAUCUGGUCGGCUUGCAAGGAUACGAUGUGGUUGUGGAUCUGGUUAUGCCGCGCACGCCAGAGAAUCAAGAUGCAGGCAACUUCAUGCUGGAGGUCACAAUGUAUGCACAGGACGAAAGAGCUAUCAACACGCCAGUCGGCAUGAGCCCACUUGAUGCCGCAAGACUUGGCCUCUCGCCCGCAUCGACCACUCCGGAUGCCAGCUCAAUCUUGGCCAUUUCGCGACGGCAUGCUAUCUUGCCAUACCGCUCGUGGAUGGUCGAACUGCUACAUACCUUUUCAAGCCUGCCUUGGUACUUCUUCACUCUGCGUGACGAGACACACAAGCUCAGCAUACCAGUUUUCGACAAAGUGGCUUUUGCAAAAGGCCGGCAGAACCUUCCUGCAACGCUGCAGCUUGAGAUUCAGUGCACUCAUACCCUACACGUCUACAAUGCUGUCGUACGCUUCCGCGCACGAUUCACCGGUCUACGCUGGAUCAUGUACAAUCAUCGUAUCAUUUCAGCCUUCGUCUUCAUUACCUCAUUCUGGAUUACCGAGCUAAUCUUCUUCGGUCUCGCAUGGGCUUUGCUCUCGUUCUACUUUUCUUCCUCGCCAAAGCCGAUCAAAGAGGAGCUGCGAGCCGGCAGGGACUCUGCAGGUGCCAUCAAACAAGAAGCCGACGAGGACAUGGAACCAGUCUUGUCUGAUACCGAACGUCAAUUCCCAACGCUGAAGGGCCAGGAGCCGUUGCGGUACAGUCGAAGCUCAACGUCUCGAAUCAAGCAGGAAUCAGAUGUGGAGCCCGCGAUACCUCUUGUCACGCCCGCAGCUGAGGCAGAUGACGAGGACGAAGAAGACGUUGACUUUUUCGAUUCUGGCAUUGGCACGUCUUUGGAAUCGUCAAAUCCCAGUCGGCGAGACAGCAUACGAAGACGGCGAGGGAGGUUGAGCGGUCGAGCCGAUGAAGAUCAGAAAGCGUAUUAGGAAGCACGGCACUACAUCUUCGAAGCGGAGCCAGCACAAGACAGCAAGGCUGAGCACAUUGGCACCCCAGACAAAGAGCGUCAUUUCUGGAAGUUCAUUGAUUCGCUGGCGCAUGAGACGGACAGCGAGAGCGAGGCGGUAUGAUGCCCUUAUGACUUCCACAGACGUGUGUACUAUCCCAGUGACAUAUAGACCUAAGGACCCCCCGGGCGUGAGCCUAAAGCGUCCAAAUGAUUCAUGAGUCGACG
This is a messenger RNA of Pseudocercospora fijiensis CIRAD86, 1460 nucleotides long. RefSeq lists its product as uncharacterized. The coding region runs from base 1 to 1212 and encodes 403 amino acids. Gene Ontology annotation, cellular component: endoplasmic reticulum membrane. The record is from RefSeq and is a predicted model, not a curated record. Lineage: Eukaryota; Fungi; Ascomycota; Dothideomycetes; Mycosphaerellales; Mycosphaerellaceae. The transcript has 2 exons. Gene Ontology annotation, biological process: lipid droplet organization; lipid storage.